AUGGCUCCCGCAAUUGACCCCCCGCAAACCGUCGAAUGGCAGGGCAAGAGAGUCCCCGUCUGGCCGAUUCAGACAAUCGACUAUGGACAGCUGCUCUCGCAGGAUCCCGGCGAGGUAGACAAGGUGCUCAAGGCAUGCCUUGAGGAAGGGUACUUCUACCUCGAUCUUCAGGGAAUCGACGGCCGAAGAAUGCUCGGUGACCAGCAAGAGACUCUCAAGCUUAUGCACCGCUUCUUUGAUUCACCUAUUGAAGCUAAGAAUGAAUUCGGGCUAAUUUCUUCGCACCUUGGCUAUGAGCCGGUGGGCAAUCGCACGGGCGCGUUUGGGGCGGGCACUAAGGACGGAUAUGAGAUGCUGAAGGUGUCGCGAGAUGAGAUUCAGAGGGGUAGUCCCAAGGUCCCGGCCGUGAUCAAGAACAGCGGCGAUCUGCAAGUGUUAGAGAACGCCAUUGGUAGCUGUAACACCAUCACUAAGGUCAUUCUUUCGGCGCUCUCCACCGGGAUGAACCUGACCGGGGCCGCGCGCUUUGAGAACUCUCACCGCAAUGACCGCCCAUCGACCACCACACUAUCCAUGAUGCACUACCUCCCUUCGGAAUUGACCGGCAACAAGAAAAUUGGCCACCAGAAACAUACAGAUAUCAGCUCCCUGACUUUGCUCUUCAGCGAGCAGUGGGGCCUUCAGAUCCGUCCCCCAGGUACGUGUGGUGCCCGCGAGAUGGGCUUCGUCGCCCCGAAGACGGGCUGCGCCUUCGUCCACGUCGGCGAUUCGUUGCGGUUCGCGAGUAAGAUGAAGAUGCAGUCGUGUAUCCACCGCGUCGUGCCCUUCGACUCGACCGAGCACCGCUACUCGAUUGCAUACUUCCUCCGGGCCGAGGACGACACCAUGUUUAUGGACAGCGAGGGCCGGUACGUCACAGCUGGGCAGUGGCAUGACGAGAAGUUCAAAGCGUUCACCGACCCGUGGCAGUGGCAGGCCAUGGCACCCAGUUCGAUGAUUCUGGGAGGCAUGAAGGAGGCUGGGGAGGACGACCCUACUGGUGAGAUGCCUGGGUUUGUGCCUAACCCUGUCGUGACGAAGGAGGAUAUCAAGGAGAUAUCGGUCCAGGCCUGA
This is a messenger RNA of Lindgomyces ingoldianus, 1113 nucleotides long. RefSeq names its product Clavaminate synthase-like protein. Lineage: Eukaryota; Fungi; Ascomycota; Dothideomycetes; Pleosporales; Lindgomycetaceae. Bases 1 to 1113 code for a protein of 370 amino acids. Gene Ontology annotation, molecular function: dioxygenase activity. The record is from RefSeq and is a predicted model, not a curated record. The transcript is spliced from 2 exons.